UAUAAGUGUUUCACCCCUUCGUUCCAUAUUUCAAACAGGAAAUUAAUUGAACUCACAGAAAUUUAGUUUUUUUCUUUUUCUUUUGUGUUUGGUUGAAGACGUAAAAAGUCAGUGUGUGUGUUGAUGUGUGGCUGUGUGUUUAGGAAAUGAGGGGGGCGUGAGCUGAGAAUCCAGCCCGCGCAGCCUGUGCUUGCAGCUGGGUCAGUAAUCCCUCUGUGCAUCGCUGCAGGAUGUCACCAGGGGCUCCACUACGUCAGUUCAGGUCGACGAUGCCUUCACUGCCUCAGGUUGGAUGGACUGUUUUUUUCCUCCUUUUGUUAUGGGAGAGACUGGCAGCUCUAAGUACUGAUAUGGGAUGUCUGCUGGUUGGCCCGGUGGGGGCGCAACACCCUGUUCAGGGUCUGAUGGAAAAGUUUGAGGCGGGCCCAGGCUGUGCUGCGAGGGAGCGCGGGAACAAAGAGACUCAUGUCAUUGGAUUAAGAAGAGUGACAAAAAGCCCUGAAAACAAGGUAACAGUGUUACUGAAGCCUUUGUCCGUGACCCCUUCCCUUCUCAGAACCAUCCACCUGGUGCUCAGCUCCAAGGUUGCAGUAACCUGGUUACUGGAGGCUGAACAGCUUUCUCCAAACCUCCCAGUACUGGUGCAGGUGUCCCCAAACUCCAGCGUACAGUCACAGACCCUACGUUUCCAUGUCCAAGCUGUUCAUUCAUUACCUUUACGCCCCUUUGCGUUGCAUCGCUGGGCUCUAAAGCACCAUGGCAACCUGUCCUCUCUGAUACACACAACACAAGGCAAUCGUGUCUAUAUCCGACUGGGAGAAGAUCCAAAUCAACCUGCUUUGUGCCAGCUGGAGCCCAGGUUCCUCUCUGACAAUUACAUGAUCUCUGACCUGCAGCCACAGACGGUGAAGGGUUGUAGCUGCACCCCAAUGAGCCCCGAAGUCCAUAUGAUUAAGCUCCAUUCUGCAGGCUACCUGCAUGGGAAAGUGAUUGUCUCUCUUGUAUCCCCAGUGGCCAGUGCAAAGUCACAUAAAGUUGUUCUGAUUCUCAGCAGCUCAGAGCCAGUCAGCUGGACUAUUGCUUCUCACGGUGUCCAGGGUCACAUCCAUGUUCAUUCCUCCAACAGUGUGUCCCCACCAUCUCCACCUGAGCCUGACCUAACGCUGUCCAGCACACUUGACUCUGACCUUUCAACCACAUCUGAUCUUCUUGUCUGGGCUGAUGAGAAAGACUACAAGGUGACCUCAUACACGGAGGCGGGUCUGGCCAAUCACUUUGUGAUCCACCUAGCGGAGGGUGGGAAAGAUAAGGUUGCAGCGAUGAAUUCUCUAGUUAUGAAGCCUCUUAGGGUGGAGGAAAGUAGGCUGCGGCAGUGGCUGAACACUGGGGAAGGACAAGAGAGUUUCACAGUGAAAUGUGAGGGUGGACUCCUUAGUGUCACAGUGGACCAGCAAAGCCUGCAGAGCUUGUCGUUGCCAGUUGCUGCCAUGACUCUGCAGGAUCAGAGAUGCCAGGCUCUGUUCAAUGGGAGCCAUUUCCUGUUAGCGUUACCAGUGAUUUUCUGCAGAACUGAGGCCGUACUUGUGGGAGAGCCCAGAGGGGUGCAGUACAAAAACACGGUGUUACUGUGGAAAGAUGAAACUCAGACCACCGUAGCUCUCAGUGAGACAGAGAUGUCCAAGCGCCCACUUAGCAUACCUAUUAGCUGCUUUUUUGCCAUCGCCGCACAUCCUGCUGCCACUGAUGAUAACGUGACCCUUCCUCUGAUUGGACGAUUUCCAAGUGGUCUACCACAAGGUUCAGAGUCUGAUCCAGAAAUCAGGCAUCUCCCAACUCACAGGCACAGAUCUGGACCUGCUCUUGCUUUAAAGCUUUCUGUCACUGAGACCUAUGAGCAGACCUGUUAUGGGCCCUGUGUCAUCACGGCUGACCACAGAGUCUAUGUUGAGAUUUCAGCCGAAGCACCCCUCGCAGACGUCGUGCAAGUGAAGUCAUGUUUUUUAUCUCCUCAGUCCAACCCCAAAAAAUCUCCUUUCUGGACCGUGAUAAGCAACGGUUGUUCCUCAGACCCAUCGCUGACCCUCAUCACCAAGAUGAAAGGUGAAUUAAAAGAAGAACUCGAAGGUCAACUGGAAGAAGAAAACACUGAGACGGAGAGAAAUUAUCACAAAGAAAGGAAAGGCUCAAGAAUGGCCGAGAGUUGGAGAAGUGGAGAAAAACACCCUUUAAGAUUUAGUUUCAUCCUGCGGCCAGUUUUUAAUGACUCGAUGCAGUUUCUUCACUGCAGUGUUCUCCUGUGUGUGUCUGACUCAACAAAAGAGAAAACCAUGAAGGAAGUGGUAAAGAAUGACUGCCAGGGCAGGACACAUAUUCCUCUACUUGGAUCUAGAUCACCCAGUAAUCAGUGUGAGAUCAGAAACCUUUCCAGACCCAUGGUGGUCACCCAUCCAAUGACUUCACUGGCACCUAAAAUGUGGACUCUCGCUGGCCAAAAAACCAAAAGAUUAGACCCUGAACUACAGACAGGACCAGUGAUGGGAAUUGCUUUGGCAGCUUUUGCAAUUGGCGUCGGUCUGAUGGGGGGGCUGUGGUGCAUCUAUAAUCAUACAGGGGGACGUCCCGUGUAUUUCAGAGAGGGUCAUUUAACCGACCAGACUCGUUGGGGCCACAACAUCGGGACUCCACCAUCCCCGUCUGAUCAGUCCUCCAGCUCAGUGUAGAGGAUUUCCUCCUGCAAAUCUGAGAGAGGAGAACUAGGACACAACUUGUGUGUGCAUCAAGAAAGAGAACACAGCUGCUUGUGUGUGUGUGUGUGUGUGUGUGCAGAGACAUUUUCGUACAGUUUUUAUGAGUGUCAUUGCUGUGCAUCAAGGAUACAAGAGGCCAGAAAACAUGUAAAUACAGUAAAAUUUACUCAUCGCAGCGUUCUCGUGUUUGAUUCAAAGUGAAAGAUUGCUUAUUUGAUGAUGCAAGUCACGCUGAGAGCGCCUCAUCCGGGUGCAACAACAUCUAAACAUGUUUGGAGUGACUCAAAAAGAAAACACACCAUUGCAUUCAGAUGGUUUUUUUUUUUUUGUUUGUUUGUUUGUUUUUUUUUCGUUUGUUUCGUUUUUGCAUGUGUGUGUGACAAAUAAGAUCAAGCAGCAAGCCAAGCCAAGAUGCAUCUCGAGUCUUAUGUUUGUCAAAUCAAAUGUGCUUUGUAUGAAUUACAUGUUUUGACAUAUGGAAAACUGGAUGUUAUAUCAAUGUGUUUGUUUGAAGCAGUAAUAAAAGAUUUCCAGCCCCUCAGGGGUAGCACAGGAAACUGUCCGCUGCAUUUUCUAGCAUCUUGCAUCUAGUUUCAUCUCUGCUGUGGUCUCAGUUAACGCUUUAGAAAAUAAAUCUGCAGUCUCCAAAAUGUGAUACUCUGCAGAAAGUGCACACUGAUCUUUGCUGAAAACAUACCUAAAUUAUGAAAAUGAACAGUUAGUAGAGCUGAAGGAAAAUGGUUGGUUCAUAAUUAUCUACUGACUUUCUUCACAUGAUUCCUGGAGUCAAGCAGCUUUAAAGGUGUUUUUAUGUGGUUUCUACUGAAAAUGAUGAGAAAGUUGGGAGUUUUUUGUGUACCUUUUUCCUUCAGUUGUGGUGAAAUAAGACAGGGACACACAAUCUUGCAUGUGCACAGUAAUGUCUAACACUGCACAAUAUUAAGCACA
Melanotaenia boesemani (Boeseman's rainbowfish) is the source of this 3695-nucleotide messenger RNA. RefSeq names its product endoglin, like (gene engl). Bases 231 to 2720 code for a protein of 829 amino acids. The record is from RefSeq and is a predicted model, not a curated record. The transcript has 17 exons. NCBI's taxonomy places the organism in Eukaryota, Metazoa, Chordata, Actinopteri, Atheriniformes, Melanotaeniidae.